This is a messenger RNA of Perkinsus marinus ATCC 50983, 553 nucleotides long. RefSeq lists its product as hypothetical. Gene Ontology annotation, biological process: L-leucine biosynthetic process; L-valine biosynthetic process. NCBI's taxonomy places the organism in Eukaryota, Perkinsozoa, Perkinsida, Perkinsidae. The transcript has 7 exons. Gene Ontology annotation, cellular component: mitochondrion. The annotation marks the transcript as partial. Gene Ontology annotation, molecular function: branched-chain-amino-acid:2-oxoglutarate transaminase activity. The record is from RefSeq and is a predicted model, not a curated record.
AUACUAUAGAUCAGGGUUCAAACCAGUGUCGCUGUUAGCAUCGACGAAAACUGUCCGUGCGUGGCCAGGAAGCACUGGGGCUCAGAAGCUUGGUAGUAACUAUGGUCCGACACUACUACCCUUGCGGGAAGCUAUUGAGAUGGGCUACUCGCAAAUAUUAUGGUUGUUGCCGACUGAUGUGACGGCAAAGGACUACUACGUAACGGAGGUUGGUACGAUGAACCUGUUUCUGGUAUUUCGUACGCCGGAUGGUAUAGAAGUGACAACACCAUCCUUGAGUGAUGUGAUCCUGCCAGGAAUAACCCGAGACUCAGCAUUACAAGUUCUGACAUCUAAUAAUGCGCCACCUGGUAUAAAGGUUUCGGAAAGAGAUGUCACUAUGAAUGAAGUCAUCGAAGCUUUCGAGACUGGCAAUCUCUUGGAAGUGUUCGGUACCGGUACAGCAGCUAUUGUAUGUCCGGUUGAUCUGAUCCACUACAAGGGAAAGGAUAUUCGUAUACCGGUUGAUGAGCAAGUCGGAGCUGGCCCUAUCUGCAAAUUCGUCUUGGACACU